Messenger RNA from Abrus precatorius (Indian licorice), 2189 nucleotides. RefSeq lists its product as uncharacterized. Lineage: Eukaryota; Viridiplantae; Streptophyta; Magnoliopsida; Fabales; Fabaceae. The record is from RefSeq and is a predicted model, not a curated record. The coding region runs from base 444 to 1727 and encodes 427 amino acids. The transcript has 4 exons.
AAAAGAAAGUUGAGAAGAAGCGGAGAUGAAGUGCUAGUGUUAGGGUACACUGCCCUUUCUCACCAACGGACCAUGGUUUCACUUCCGUGACUCGCCCAAUCCCAAGAUGUCGACCGUAUCUUGCGACAAGGAUUUUCAUUAUCGUGCUUCUGUGUUUCAAGUGGAUUUUAACUCCUGAUGAGACAUGGUUUGAAGGUGAAGUCUGUUAAUUAUGUGAUGAAAAUAGGUGGCUUGUGCCAUGACUAAUUUCUACAUUUUUGUAAUUCUUCAUCCUUCACCUUGUUAUUACCAACUUGACAUCUAACCAAGGAUAGGCUGAGAGCAUUCAGAGUUGGGUUUAGUGUGAUAAUCUGAAAAAAAAAAAAAGAGAGGCUAAAACGGGGUCACUUUGUUGUGUGGCUUCAAGGCCACAUGGAUCAAAUGCAGCCAAUAGGGAGUGGUCCAUGGGUCUUGAUGAACCCUACUGGCAAAGUAAUACAAGCUUUUCACCUCUUCCAUCAAGAUGGGAUUUCCAAUUUCAGUCUGAAGGGCAUCCAUACAGUUUGCAAGAUGGUAUUCAACUCUAUGAAUCUUCUACCUCAUCAGAUGGUAAAGACAGUAGGGGCUUGGUCAGUGGCAAUUACCUCUAUAAUAUGCCUUAUUCUGCUUCAGAUGGUCCUGGGAUCUUCCUCAGUAAUUCAUCUGACUCUAAGAGUCCUCAGUGGAUGCCUCCAGCAAUACAGGAAAUAAGUAUUCCUGAUUAUGAAACUGCAACUAGGAAAGAUCCUUCUUUGAGCCAGAUAUUCUUUACACCAAACAAGGAGGUUACUUCUGAAAAUCUGGAUAGUGGAGACUCUGCAUCAUCCCAGUCAGAUAGCAGUGAGUCUGAAUCUGCUACAAAAUCAAGUUUAUCCUCACGAAAGAAUUUCUCUAAGCACUGUUCUUUCAUCACCAAACAUGUUCUUCCUUUGUCAUUUCCAAACCUUACAACUAAUAUGGUAGCCUUUGAACCUGCCGAUGCAGGUUUCUCAGAGUUUGAUGCUUCCAAUCCUCUCAGAGAUGCCCAGCAUUGGAGUAGUGCUAGCAGUAGUCUGGAUUCUGCAGAUGUUUGUGAGUUAUUUGAAUCUGAAACUUCUGGUUGCCCACGUAUUCCUUCAGAUGGACCUAGGUGCAGUUUGUGUGAAAGAUUUUUAUCCCAUAGAUCACCUUGGAGUUCCCGUCGAAUUGUGAGAAGUAGAGACAUGCCUACAACUGGGGUUCUUCCCUGUUGUCACACUUUUCAUGCUGAGUGUUUGGAGCGAGCAACUCCGAAGACACAUAAAAAUUAUCCUCCUUGCCCUCUCUGUAUAAGAUUGGAGGGGGAAAAUUCCUUUGAUCAACAAGAUCUUUCAAGACUGAGAAAUGAUUUUCCAAGGCUUCGACCAUUUUGUGAGGAUGGAGAUGGACGCUCUAGAUCUUGGGCCUCUGCGCAGGCGGGUGGUUGUGUUGUAGGGGCUUUGCAUGCACCACCAUGCAAUGCUAUGUUCUUGCACAAUCGGAAUCGAAGUAGAAAGAAUCUUUCUUUGAAGGAUAAUUUAAGUAAGGAAAGUCAUUGUAAGGUAAGGAAAAGUGGACCAUUUUCCUUACAGCUGUUUGGUGGAAGCUCAGCUGAACAGGAAGCAGUUGGUUGCUCUAAGGUACCUCCAGGCCCAAGUUUGAAGAGGUUAUGGGAAGAUUCUAGACCUGUAAACGUGGAUGGAAAGUUGUAAUUUAAAUGAUAUCCAUUUUUCCUUGAAGUUCAGAAGAUUCGAGUGAAAUUUUAUUGUAGGGGUUCGUAAUCAGCUGUUGUAUAGAUUGACAUGUUGUACUUCUAUUGAAAUUUGAAAGUCAUGAUUGGAAUUGAAUCUUCUGGUUCACUGUUUAUGGUUAAUACUUUAUCGAUGGUUGAUAAUAAACUGUGAUGACAUGGCAAUAGAGAGAAGCAACUUUAUGACACCGAUCAUAUGAAGCAACGUUUCUUGUAUAAAAGUGAGGCCACUAAAAGAGGGAAAUAAGCAGCAUACUUAUGUUGCUCUUAUUCAAGUAAUCCUUGUGUACUAUAUGAAGGGUGAGAGGUUAGCAACAUUUAUUGGUGGCUGUAUAAUGAAUGGAUAAGCUUUUUGAUCCCUCGAGUAUUUUGUUUGAUAUUUUCUGAGUUAAUUUUUGGAAAGGAAGUGAAGGACAAGACUUAU